UACUAGUAAUACUAAUACUAGUUUUUUAGAGAAUGCUUCUAAUAUACUUAGUAAAAAUAAACAAAAAUUUAAUGAAACAAAUGAAUUAAGUCAAUCUCUUAAUAAAAAACACAAAUAUACUAGUAAUAAGAAACAAGGUGAUAUUUGGAAAUAUAUUAAUAAAGACACUAGUUUAGAACAGGAAUAUUAUAGGGCUAAAGUUUUAAGAAUUGAAAAACGACUUGAUAAUGAAUUGGAAAAGAAAGAAAAUCUUACUUUAA
Molecule: messenger RNA, 260 nt
Organism: Racocetra fulgida
Lineage: Eukaryota; Fungi; Glomeromycota; Glomeromycetes; Diversisporales; Gigasporaceae
Source: the annotation of a GenBank genome assembly